AUGAAAUGUACAAACGUCAACGUAAGGACUGUGUUAGAAUGGAGCUUGAAAAAAAGAAUCAAAGAGGAAACAAAUUUAAGUGAUGAUGAGAUAAUGAUUAUAUACAAAAGGUUUAAUUCGAUUAGUAAUAAUGGUAAGAUGAACUAUAACAAAUUUGAAAAGAGUCUAGGUAUACUCGGUACAAUUAAAAAUGCAUAUUUGUACAAGUCCAUUUUUAAAGCUUUUGAUUUAAAUAAUGAUGAUUAUGUAGACUUCUACGAAUUCUGUGUUGCUAUUAACACAAUGCUUAAGGGAAGUAAACGUGAUAAACUAGAAAUGUCGUACAGGAUAGUCCACUCGGGUACGAAUCCCCUUUCAAAGGUUAGUAGUAAUAGCGCUUCUCCUAAAAGAGCUUCCUUGGGUAGUGAUGAUACACAGAUAGGAAGAACAGCAGUGAGUGGUACCACCACGCAGGUGGAUAACGCAGCUCAUAUGGAUAACGCAGCUCAUAUGGAUAACGCAGCUCAUAUGGAUAACGCAGCUUAUAGGGAUAACGCAGCUCAUAUGGAUAACGCAGCUUAUAGGGAUAACGCAGCUCAUAUGGAUAACGCAGCUUAUAGGGAUAACGCAGCUCAUAUGGAUAACGCAGCUUAUAGGGAUAACGUAGUUCAUAUGGAUGAAUCCCCUGACAAGGAAAGCGUAAAUAACAAUAUGAAGAGCGACGCGAUCCACCCUAAUUUUGAACAGAAGAAAGAAAGAGAAAAUCAAAAAAGCAAAAUAACAGCGAAAUCAAAAAAAAAGGAUUAUUCUCAUUAUAUCCCAUAUGAAGAUUUUGAAAAAAUUGUAAUCAGUAUAAAUGAUAUAAAAAAAGAGCUACUAGGAACAGAAGAGGAGAUACUAACAAGUCAAAUAAAAUAUACAUUCAAGUCAUUAAGUAUAUUAUGUGAGGAUGGGAAGUAUAGAAUGAAUUUGGAAUGUUACAAAAAAGCAAUGAAAUGCAACGAAUUUUUAAAAUUGUUAGGUAUACACACGAAAGUGGCUGAUUCGUUUAUACAGAAUGAAACAAUGAAAAGAAAAAAAAGUAAAACUGGAAAUAGUAAAACUGGAAAUAGUAAAACUGGAAAGACUAAAACUGGAAAGACUAAAACUGGAAAGACUAAAACUGGAAAUAGUAAAACUGGAAAUAGUAAAACUGGAAAGAGUAAAACUGGAAAGAGUAAGAUGGAUAUAGGAGGAAAAAUCAAUUCUAGUCAUCUGUUGAAGAUGGCUCUACCCGAAGAUACCACCUCUAGGGGUUCUCUUCUAAAAGGAUCAACAAAUUUAUUCAUUCGAAGGAAAAAAAGAGUGUCUGAUAAGAGGAAUGAUAGAGGAGGGAUACAACGAAAAAAUUCUGAUAAAUAUGAAGAGGAAAACAUAGGAAGGAAAUUGAAGGAGGACGAGAUAAAAGAAAAGGCUAUGGAAAAGACGAGGGAAAAAGGGGGAGGAAAGAUCGACUCCAAAAAAAAUAUAAACAACUUGCUCCCAGUGCAUAAUUCCUCCCUUUUCAAAAACCACAGAAGAAAAAUAUACAAUCAUGAUAUGAAUUUAUAUCAUGAACAAGCUUCUUUCAAGGGUGGGCAUUUUUCAAGUGAAGAAGCCCAUUCGAAAGACGAUAACAGUGAUAGUAUCUAUAAUGGUAAUGAUAGAUGUAAUAACAGUAGUAUAGCACGUCAACAUAGAUGGAGAAACAAAUCCGAUCGAGACAACAACAGAGAGGGGAAGAGUAUUCACAACAACCUUUUUGAAUGCAACCUAAUGAGUAAAGAUGGUGAUGAUAAUUAUACCGAUGACAAUGAUUAUUUAAUUGAAAAAAAAAAAAAAAAAAAAAAAAAAAAAAAAUUGAAAGAUGGUGAAGGAGUAGCUACAGAUAAGAAAUAUUAUUCGUAUAAUUUGCAAGAAGAGGAGUAUUUCACGACAAACAGUAAUAUACUUAGCAUGUGCCCCUUACUUCUGAAGGCGGAUAAAGGGAAGAGGAAUAACCAGUGUUAUCAUGUAAACGGAGCCAUAAGAAGAAGCAGCAGUAGUAGAAGCGAUAGAAGUGGUAGACUCCCAAAGAAGAGUAACUCUACGCACAACCUGAAGAGCCAUGGAAAGGAUAAGAAAAACAGUGUACAUUGUAGUAGAAAGAGUGAAGAAGGGGUAAAUGAGAACAACGCUGACUCCUCAGAUUGCACUGAGAAUUUUUUCGAGUAUCACUCGGACGUAGAAAUUAUAAGUUUUAGAAAAAAGUUAAAAGAGGAAGAAAAAAAAAAAAAAAAAAAAAAAAAGAACGUGGUCGCACCACCAUCAGUAGCAGCGGAAGAAGAAGCGGUGGAAUCGACACCUUAUUCAGCAUCUGUGUUCGGGUCAGAUACCUCCUCGGGGGGUAAAAGGCGGCGGAAGAGCACUGAGGUGUCUGAAAAGUUCGAGGGAGUAUCAUGCACAAAAAAGGAAGUAAAUCAAAAGCUUACCAAUCAGGCGGAUGAAGAACAAAGACGUAUCGAUAUCGAAGGGGGGAAGGAGUACAUUCACACGGAGGAGCAUAAAAGUGAACAGGAAAAUAUAUGCAAGUUUAUGGAUACGAAAUAUAGGUAUAGUGAAUCAUGUGAUAAUGUAAAACUAUUUGAAAAGGAUGAUAUAAUUGAUGAUAAAAAUGAUGAUUUAAAAAAUGAAUGGAAUAAUGAAAAAAAUGCUUUAAACGUAAAUAAAAUACCUGCACAAUAUGAGGUGCGUUCAGGUAUAAUGGCAUUUGAAAGAAAAAAUGAAAACAAAAAGUAUGUAGAAGAGUGCAAUGAAUAUAUAAUAAGAUAUAAAAAAUUUGCGCAACAAAGAGAAGAACAGUAUUUGCUCGAAAAGGAAGUGUACUCAGAUGGAAAAAAUGAUUUAUUAAAAGAAAAAGAAUUUUUAGAAAACAACCUUCACUAUGACGACGAUUUUAGCAAUAACGAAAGCAACUAUUACAGCGAGCACGACAAUGAGGAAAAUUAUUAUUUUUUUGGUCUCAGGGGUGGGCGUGUUACUAACGGGAUCGGUAAUAACAUCAAUGAUGGAGAUAAUAACAAUAGCAGUAACAGCCCCAGUGGUAACAACAAUCGUAAAAGUAGUGAUAAGCGGGGUAACCGUGGAUGGAACAGUGGAAGCAGCGCUUUAGAAAGCGCAAAAUAUCUGCGCAGGAAAUUUAUAGAGUACGAGGAUUUUAUAAAAUUGUCUGGGAAGUCCAUAUUACAUUGUAACGAUGCAGGGCCAUUUUGUAAUGAUGAAGAAAGCCGAAGGAAGGAAUGGGACUACAAUAGUAGUAAGAAUAUAAAUGGAACGAGAAUUAAGAGCGAUUAUAUAUAUGGAGGUAAAAGUGACUCUCCUUCAAAUGUACUAGAACUAAACGAUGAUGUAAUAAAAAAGAAAUUUUACAUUCCUUAUGUUAAGUCGCACUACGUUAUGGUAAAAAGAAAUUUGACGAAGGAUCAGGUGUAUUAUCUUAUUAGGAAUAUCUUUCUAGCAGCGGAGGACUACUUGAAGAAGGAGAAGAGCGGCGGUUAUCACAAUAAAAUUUUUUUUUUGUUCUUUUCAUUAUUUGCAUACAGCUCACAUGGUAAGGAAGAGGAACAGACGGAAGUAGUAGGACGUGGUAAGCAUACAGAACGAGGCGAACAUACAGAACGAGGCGAACAUACAGAACGAGGCGAACAUACAGAACGAGGUGAGCAUACAGAACGAGGUGAACAUACAGAACGAGGCGAACAUACAGAACGAGGCGAACAUACAGAACGAGGCGAACAUACAGAACGAGGCGAACAUACAGAACGAGGCGAACAUAUAGAACGAGGCGAACAUACAGAACGAGGAAAACAGAUGGGUCGAGGCAGAGAUGACAAUGUAGCGUGUGAUAGGGAAGGUAACUUCAAGUAUGAUCACAUCGAACACCAAGAUAACUACGAUCAUUACAACCAUCGAGAUAACUACUAUCACUACGACAUCGAAGCGGACCUGUUGAAGGAAGAACACAAAAUUAGUUCCAAAAAGAUGAAAAUGCAUAUCUACCAAAAUAUAUUGUUGGUCAUAUCUAUAAUAAGGUACUUCUUGCACACUAUAACAAUAUCACAGAAAUAUUCGUCGUCCUAUGAUUCCCUGGAUGACAAUUAUAUGAUAAGCAGUAUGCAUUCAUUAAAAUUAAACGAAGUGAGUGUCUUAUUAAAUCAAGCAAAUGAUAUGUUAGGAAAAUAUUCAAAGGGUUACUUUCAAAAUAAAAAAAUUUAUAUAAAUAAAUCCAAUUAUUAUAAUUUUUCAAAAAAAGGUAAACUCUCUGUUUCCUUACGUCAAAGUAGAGACAAUAGAAAUUUUAAUAAAAUACUGGCUGUAUAUUUUGGGCAUGAGAGAUGGGAUCUAGUUAUGAAUAUGAUGAUAGGUAUUCGAACAUCAGUUAUAAAAGAAUUUAAUAGUGAUAAUAUUUUAAAUUUGUUUAAACAUAAAGACAUCAUUCAGUUACCUACAACAAAUUCACAACAGAAAGUUAUUUUUAAAAAUUAUGCACCUAUUAUUUUUAAAAAUAUAAGAAAUUUUUAUGGUAUUAAAUCAAAAGAAUAUAUUACUUCCGUUGGACCUGAACAAGUAAUAAGUAAUAUGGUCUUGGGAAAUCUAUCGACCCUCAGUGAGUUGCUUUCCGAGGGGAAAAGCGGAUCGCUCUUUUACUUCACCAGCAAUGGGAAGUACAUAAUAAAAACGGUAUGCAAGAACAUACACAACUUGUCCCAGAAAUUACUGCCGCAAUAUUAUGAACAUGUCAGGAAAAACCCCGACUCUCUAUUAACUCGCUUGUACGGCAUACACUGUAUUAAGUACCUGAAGCGAUCUGGAAGGAGUAAAAAGAAAAUAUACUUCAUAGUGAUGAACAAUUUUUUUUCAUCAGCUGUUGAAAUACAUAGAAGAUAUGACAUCAAGGGAAGCCUAGUAGGACGAACAGUACCCCCAGCUAAGAGAGAAGAUCAUACUAUAGCACUAAAGGAUGUAGACAUAGACGAGUUGGGAGAUACAAUAAAUAUUGGAUUGGAAAAUAAGAAAAAAUUAUUAACAGUUUUAAAAGCAGAUGCAAAUUUUUUAAAGGAAAAUUCUUUACUAGAUUAUUCUCUACUAUUCGGUAUUCAUUACAAAGACUUAUCCCGGGAUAUAGUCAAUUGGAAUAAGAGCAGAACGAAUGAGAUCCAACAUGUUUACGACAAUGAAGGAAACUGUGUUGCAUCGAAGCCCUUCCAUCAGUGCGACCAUGGAGGUAUGAUCAACAUUGAUAAGAGCAAAAUUUUUUUUUUCGGAAUUAUUGAUAUCUUUACUAAGUGGAACUUAAAAAAAAAGUUCGAGCACACCCUAAGGACCAUACAAAAACUUGAUAGAAAAAACAUUUCAUGUGUACACCCGGAUACCUAUUCAAAACGAUUUGUUACCUUUAUUGAAAAUCAUAUGGAGUAG
This is a messenger RNA of Plasmodium malariae, 5454 nucleotides long. RefSeq names its product phosphatidylinositol-4-phosphate 5-kinase, putative (gene PIP5K). Gene Ontology annotation, biological process: phosphatidylinositol metabolic process. NCBI's taxonomy places the organism in Eukaryota, Apicomplexa, Aconoidasida, Haemosporida, Plasmodiidae. Gene Ontology annotation, molecular function: phosphatidylinositol kinase activity; calcium ion binding. Bases 1 to 5454 code for a protein of 1817 amino acids. The record is from RefSeq and is a predicted model, not a curated record. The transcript has 7 exons.